Molecule: messenger RNA, 1001 nt
Organism: Dalotia coriaria
Lineage: Eukaryota; Metazoa; Arthropoda; Insecta; Coleoptera; Staphylinidae
Gene: Pex11ab
Product: peroxin 11
Exons: 3
Coding region: 86-781 (231 amino acids)
Biological process (GO): peroxisome fission
Cellular component (GO): peroxisomal membrane
Source: RefSeq, a predicted model, not a curated record
UUACUAAUUAAUUCAGAUAUAAUAAACGUUAUAAAUGCGAACUUUGUAACUGUUGUUUGCUUGUACAAUCAUAUCCAGUUCAAUCAUGGAGGUUCUCAUCAAGCUAAACACACAAACUGCUGGACGCGACAAAAUCGCAAGGUUGUUGCAGUAUUUAAGUCGUUUAUUAUGGCAUAGAUUGAAACAAUCACAUUGUGGAGGAGUUGAUAACCUUAAAAACUUGGAAUAUCAACUUUCUACCUUUAGAAAACUUUUACGAUUUGGAAGAUUUGCAGACUCGUUGUAUACGACACUGCCACUCUUUCAACAUCACAAUACAACUAUCAAACUAACUGUGAUACUCUCAAAAAUUGCCAAUGCUUUGUUCCUAUUUGCUGACCACAUACUCUGGAUGGGACGCUCGGAUGUAAUGAGUGUAAAUACAGACAAAUGGGCGAAAAUAUCCAACAAAUAUUGGCUGUAUUCAAUCACAAUGAACUUGGUCAGAGAUUUCUAUGAGAUUAGAAUGAUUUUAAAGCAUAAUCAGAGUAAAAUAUACACUGAUAGAGUUUGUAGUGUACAAGAGUGUUUGACUGUGUGCAAGAGAGCUUUUGACUGUGUCCAGCAUGAUAAGGCUGUUAUGAUUGACACUGUUAAGAAUGUGUGUGACUUUUUCAUUCCUUUGAAUGCUUUGGGGCAUGUCAAGUUAUCUCCUGGCACUGUAGGCCUGUUGGGAGUGAUAUCAAGUAUUGCUGGACUGAUUGUACUCAUGGAACCACAUAAAAAAUUGUCUCCACAGUGAGAGAUAUGAUUGUACAAUCAAGAUGGGGAUGACAAUCAAAUAUUUAACUGGUGUGGUGCAUUUGUUUUAAUAUUUGGUAAAUGGUAAUCGUAAGAACAUCAAUAAUUAGAUAUACUUAUACAUUGCAUACUUCUAAGGGCCAAAUGUGAAGAAUUUAUAUUCCUGUUGAAAUUAUUGUGAACUUGUUUAAUGUUUAAAAUAAAAAUUUGAUUAAAAAACU